CCAAUAAUACUGCUGAUUACAAUAAAGCAGCAAAAUGUGCUGCUACAGUCCAAAAUACAAUGAGAAAACUGUUGAAACAAUCAACUCUUCACAAUUUUCUCAAGCCGCCAUUGCUGCGCAGGACAAUGCUGAGCAAAAAGUUUGGCAGAGGCUUAAUUAUUUUUGGUUUGUAAAGAGGCAGUGGAAAAGCAACGUAGCUGAAGGAAGGUCACAGUCCACGCACACUCCCAACGUUGUGGUCUUGGGAUGUAUGGCUGAAAGGUUAAAGGAUAAGAUAUUGGAUGCGGAAAAGAUGGUUGAUGUGGUCAGUGGACAUGAUGCUUAUAGAGAUUUUCCGAGAUUGUUGGAAGAAGUAGACUAAGAUCAGAAAGGCAUCAACACUAGAUAUUAGUCCAGUUCAGAUUUCCAAAAAUUCAGUUACUGCUUUUGUCUCUGUUAUGAGGGGUUGCAAUAAUAUUAAUAUGUGCUCAUUUUGCAUUGUUCCUUUUACUAGAGUAAGAUAGUGUUCUCAUCCUUGUGGAAUCUAUCGUAAAGGAAGUGGCAGAGCUUUGGAAAGAAGGUGUGAAGGAGGUUACACUUUUGGGCCAGAAUGUUAACAGCUAUAAUGAUGCUUCAGGGAUUGAACAAUAAGUUUGAAUGAGGAACAAAUUGGAGAUGUAGUGGAGGCUUUAAAAGCAUGGCUAAGGUGAAAAAGAUGGGUUUAUGUUUUGCCAAUCUCUUGGAUCGACUUUCUUCAGAGUUCCCUGAAAUGAGAUUCAGAUACACAUCUCGACACCCUAAAGAUUUCCCACAUGAUUUACUGUAUAUAAUGCAAGACUGCCAUAAUAUCUGCUAAAAUAUUCAUUUGCCUGCACAAACAGGGAGUAGCACGGUACUUGAAAGAAUGUGCCGGGGAUACACUAGAGAGGGAUACUUAGAUCUUGUGUAAAAGAUACGGAAAAUCGUUCCAGAUGUGGGAUUUAGUAGUGACUUCAUAUGCUGUAAGGUUUUGUGAAGUUAUUGUGGUUUCUUGUGGUUCUUUAUGUUUUGAGAUCUGGUUCCAGUAAUCUUGCCUCUAGCCCUGUAGAAGAAUUAUCUUAGAAGAAUAAGAUGAUCAGAAAUUCUUGGAGCCUAGUUCUUAAGUGGGACAACUGCCAUCCAUGUAAAACUUCCUUUUUCUUUUUGUGGAGACUGGUAAUUGACCCCAUGAUUUUAUCAUCUAGUCCAUUAGGAUGUUAAAUUUUGGGCGCUCAGAACUCUGAACUCCAGAGCUUGCAUUUGUUCUUGAGGAGAGCUUACUGGUGCAUUCUUGGCAUUGAUCUUCUCAAUGAAAAUGUAGUUCUUUU
Messenger RNA from Rubroshorea leprosula, 1325 nucleotides. The record is from the annotation of a GenBank genome assembly. NCBI's taxonomy places the organism in Eukaryota, Viridiplantae, Streptophyta, Magnoliopsida, Malvales, Dipterocarpaceae.